Molecule: messenger RNA, 2871 nt
Organism: Sphenostylis stenocarpa
Lineage: Eukaryota; Viridiplantae; Streptophyta; Magnoliopsida; Fabales; Fabaceae
Source: the annotation of a GenBank genome assembly
AUGCGUGGCUUGGCUUUUGUUGUUGUUUUUCUUUUGACUGCAGCAUUUGCAGUGUUAUCUUCCUUUGGCCAUUCGUUGCAUGGCUGCAUUGAAGAAGAGAGGCAAGCUCUUCUAAGUAUCAAAGGAAGCUUCAAAGGACCAUCAUCAAGACUUUCCUCUUGGAAAGGAAGUCAUUGUUGCCAAUGGAAAGGUGUAGCUUGCAGCAACAUUACAGGUCAUGUUGUCAAACUUGACCUCAGAAAUCCUUGCUUUCCACCAAGGGGCCAACCAUUACAAUCAAAUUGCUCCUUUCUUGAAAAUGCUCUUGAAGCUCAAUCUGUUCAUCCUUCUAUAUCGCAGCUCAAGUAUCUUAAUUAUUUAGACUUGAGUGGAAACAAUUUUAAUACAAGCUCAAUCCCAAUGUUCAUCCAAUCUAUGGAGCAGCUGCAAUUUCUUUCUCUAUCUAACUGUCAUUUAAGUGGGAGCAUCCCACACAGUUCUGGGAACCUCACAAAAUUGCGCCUUCUGGAUUUGAGCUUCAAUUCUCUUUUAUAUGUUGAUGACUUCUACUGGAUUUCUCAGCUCUCAUCCCUCCAAUACCUUGACAUGAGUGAUGUGUAUCUUGGUAAGGCACACAACUUGUUGCAGGCACUCAACAUGCUUCCUUCGUUGUUAGAAAUAGAAUUUAUCAAUUGCGGACUUAAUAUGUGGCACUCGCAUCAACAUGUUAGAGCCAGAAACCUUUCAAGAGUGGAAGUCCUCAAUCUAGCACAAAAUGGACUUCAGACUCCGUUUCUGAAUGCUUUUCAAAAUAUGACUUCCAUUGCAGUGAUUUACCUUUCACAAAACAAGUUUGAUUCUGUUCCAUCGUGGUUAGGUGAGUUAAAGGGUCUUCAAUACUUCGAUAUUUCACUUAAUAAUGUCAAUCAUAUUGAGGGAUCUCUUGCAUCUAUUCUGGGAAACUGUUGCCAUCUUCGAACACUGGAUAUGUCAAGAAAUAACAUUCCAGGAGAUGCACUUGGAGGCUAUAUACAAUCCGGAUGCAUCAGGUACGAUUUAAUACAACUGGAUUUGAGUCACAACGAACUUAAUGAUCCUUUGCCUGCAUGGUUGGGGCAACUCGAAAAUCUAAGUUACUUGUUUUUGUAUAACAGUAAUUUGGUUGGCACUCUUUCUUGUGAUAUAAUAUCAAAACUAGUUAAUCUGAAGAAGCUGGUGCUUUUCAAUAAUAACUUCAACGGGUCUCUACCUGACUGCAUUGGGCAACUUGUCAAUUUAACCACCUUACUUCUUUCUUCUAAUCAUUUUCAUGGGGUCAUUCCUAGGAGUCUUGAGCAACUUGUAAGUCUGGAAUAUUUAGAUCUUUCAAGGAACUCUUUAAACGGUACAAUUCCUCAAAAUAUUGGUCAACUGAUAAAGUUGGACACCCUUUAUCUUGACAACAAUAAUUUACAUGGAAACAUUCCUUACAGUCUAGGUCAACUUCUACUCCUGCACAACAUAGACAUUGCCCUGAAUCAUUUGGAGAGUUCGGUGUCUGACAUAAGAUGGCCUAGGCAGCUUGUCUACUUGAACCUUACCAGUAAUCAUAUCACUGGGUCAAUUCCCCAAGAUAUUGCCGAUAAGUUGCCCAAUGUUACUCACUUUCUUUUUGGAAACAACCUUUUAAAUGGUUCCAUUCCAAACUCAUUGUGCAAAAUAGACUCCUUGUACAAUCUUGACCUUUCAGGCAAUAUGUUAUCAGGUGAAAUUCCUAAUUGUUGGAGUGUCACUCAAGGACUCAAUGAGAUAAAUUUUGCUUCCAACAAUUUUUCAGGUGUUAUUCCAAGUUCUCUUGGAAACCUAAACGGGUUGGGAUGGUUACAUUUGAGCAAUAACAGUCUUCAUGGGACGUUUCCAUUAUCAUUGAGAAAUUUAAAAAAUCUUCUAAUUGUGGAUCUAGGUGAGAACCACCUGUCAGGGCUUAUACCAUCAUGGAUGGGGAACAUUUUCUCCUUAAUUCAGAUUCUAAGGCUUCGGCAAAACAAGUUGAACGGAACAAUUCCUUUAGAAUUGUGCCAACUUUCUGCACUACAAAUAUUGGACCUCUCAAACAACAACCUGGUGGGAACAAUCCCUCAUUGCGUUGGAAAUCUCACAGGAAUGAUUUCAGGAAAGAAAUCUUCUAUCAGCCAACCUAGUGAAGGGCCUAGAUAUAAUGAAUGGUUUGAACAAGAUGUGAGACAAGUCAUAAAAGGACGCGAACUUGACUAUUCCAGAAAUCUAAAACUGCUAGCCAACAUGGACUUGUCAAAUAAUAAUUUGAGUGGAUCUAUUCCUGAAGAAAUAACAUUGCUUUCUGCAUUGCAAGGCUUAAACCUUUCAUACAAUCAUCUGUCAGGACAAAUUCCUAAAAGGAUAGGGGACAUGAAAUCACUAGAAUCUCUUGACCUCUCUCAUGACCAACUUUCAGGCGUGAUUUCAGACAGCAUAUCUAGUCUAACUUCAUUGAGCCACUUAAAUUUGUCCUACAACAACCUGUCAGGACCAAUUCCCAGCGGAUCUCAAUUGUCAACCCUUGAUGAUCCUUUUAUUUAUGCUGGCAACCCAUUUCUCUGUGGAUCACCACUGCAAAAUGAGUGUCCUGUUGAUGAGUCCGAACAUGAAGAUGAAGAUGGCAAAAAGGAUAAAGUAGAGAAAUUGUUGUUUUACUUUAUCGUAGCAGUUGGCUAUGCUAUUGGUUUCUGGUCAGUGAUUGGAAGCUUGUUGAUAAGUAGAAGUUGGAGGCGUGCUUACUUUCAACGCAUUGAUGAGUCAAUGCAGAGGAUAAAUGCAUCACUGGCAGCACAUUUAGCCAAUGUCAAAGAAAGAUUUACAGGAAACCUGAAGCUUAGUGACACAUUGUUGUGGUAA